AUGAAGGUUCGCUCAGAUGAGAUCGACAGGCAGAUUGAGGAAGACUCGCAGAAGUUCAGAAAGGAAUGUAAGAUCCUCUUACUAGGGAGCAGAGAAUCGGGCGGGUCGACAAUUGUGAAGCAGAUGAAGAUCAUGCAUCAGAAUGGAUACACCCGCGAGGAGUUAUCGGCAUAUCGACUCACCGUUUACCGGAAUCUUCUUGAGAGUGCUCAAGCGAUUGUACUGGCUAUGCGUGAGCUUGCGAUUGACCCCGUCUUACCCGCGAACCGCGCCUACAUUGACACGAUCCUGGUAUACAAGGUCGACCCGCCCUCAUCAAUAACAGCCGCAUCAUCCUCCGUUGCUGGUGCCAACACCGCAACUGCGACGGGUGAAUUCAGCGAAGAGGUGGCGGCUGCAAUCGACGCUCUCUGGAGUGAUCCCAUAAUCCCUAAGAUCAUGGAUCACAGUAGUGAAUUCUACUCGAUGAACUCUGCAAGCUACUUCUUGAGCGAGGUGCGACGAAUAGGCAAACCGGGUUAUGUGCCAACGGAGACGGAUGUUCUACAUGCGCGACAGAAAUUGACGGGGAUUGUAGAAACGAGAUUCAAUAUGGGUCAACUAAGUAUACGCAUCGUCGACGUCUGCGGACAACGAGGUGAACGAAGGAAGUGGAUACAUUGCUUUGAGCACGUAACGUCGAUCAUUUUUUGCCCAGCGCUUUCGGAAUACGACCAGGUGUUGUUGGAGGAGUCAUGCCGGACUCGGAUGGUGGACAGCUUAGUGCUAUUUGAGUCGGUCAUCAACUCGCGAUGGUUCUUACGGACGAGUAUCAUGCUGUUCCUGACCGAGAUUGACGUGUUCAAGAGUAAACUACUGAAGGUGCCGUUAGAGAGGUAUUUCCCAGAAUAUACAGGUGGGGCGGAUAUCGACAAAGCGGUGAAGUACAUCUUAUGGAGGUUCAUGCAGGCGAACAGGGCACGGUUAUGUAUAUACCCUCAUCUGAUACAAGGGACUGAUAUGGGGAACAUACGACUGGUGUUUGCGGUUGUGAAAGAAACGAUAUUACAUAAUGCGUUGAAAGAUGCGGGAAUACUAUAA
Molecule: messenger RNA, 1080 nt
Organism: Fomitiporia mediterranea MF3/22
Lineage: Eukaryota; Fungi; Basidiomycota; Agaricomycetes; Hymenochaetales; Hymenochaetaceae
Product: G-protein alpha subunit
Exons: 3
Coding region: 1-1080 (359 amino acids)
Biological process (GO): adenylate cyclase-activating G protein-coupled receptor signaling pathway
Cellular component (GO): heterotrimeric G-protein complex
Molecular function (GO): GTP binding; G-protein beta/gamma-subunit complex binding; G protein-coupled receptor binding
Source: RefSeq, a predicted model, not a curated record